AUGGGCAGCCGGCCCCGCAGCCCCAGCGCCUGCCCUGCGCCCUGGUGGGGGCAGCAGCCAGGAGGACCCUGCCCUUCCGAACGUCUCCGACUGGAGGAGCCCGUGGGUCCCGAACCCCGCGUGACGCCCAGCCGGGAAGAAACGGCGGGGAUCCCGGCCGUGGGCGCGCUCACCUCCGUGGUGGUCCUGGCCGCGGGCUGUGCCCUGCGUGUGCCCCUGGAGAACGUCGACUUGGUGCUGGAGCUCCCGCCGACAUCGAUCCUGCGAGUGUCUCUCGGUGGACACACCCUCAUCCUGAUCCCCGAGGUCCUCCUGAGCUCCGUCGACGAACGCUCAGGAGCACAGGGCGACUCGUCUGCCGGCCUGGCAGUGGACGUUUUCCUGGGCGCUCUCAGGGAAGACGUCGUCGUCGAGCAGGAAGUCUUCUGCGCAUCUGUCCCAGAGAUCGCCGCCCAGGAAGAGGCCUACGAAGAGGACGCGGACCCCGAGUUCCCGGAGCUCCGGAUGGACUCCCCAACCGGCUCAGCCGCUGGAGUCUACCCCUUCGCUAGUAGUGUGUUCAGUCUCUACUGGGAGGGCCCCAUCCCAGGGCUCUGUGUUGCGGGUUCUUGUGGAUCCUCCAAGACUCACUGUUAG
Molecule: messenger RNA, 636 nt
Organism: Rhinopithecus roxellana (golden snub-nosed monkey)
Lineage: Eukaryota; Metazoa; Chordata; Mammalia; Primates; Cercopithecidae
Product: proline-rich protein 23A-like
Exons: 1
Coding region: 1-636 (211 amino acids)
Source: RefSeq, a predicted model, not a curated record